Linum trigynum is the source of this 1443-nucleotide messenger RNA. Lineage: Eukaryota; Viridiplantae; Streptophyta; Magnoliopsida; Malpighiales; Linaceae. The record is from the annotation of a GenBank genome assembly.
AUGGCACCUGGUCCGGCCAAAACAAAGAAAAGACAAAUCUCAAGUGGUUUCAUGCCUAAGAGAAACUCUGUAUUAGAUGCUCCCAUAGCUCCACCAAAGUCAACAACUUCCUCAAGUUCGAUCAAAGGAUAUAAGGGAAUAGGUGGUACUUUCCAAACUAAUGAGAAACCAACACAUCGUCUACAAGCAUUGAUGCAAGCUCGCACAGAUAUAAAAAAGGAGUUGCUAGCUGCAGGUAAGGAGCCACCAUCAAAAACUCCAGGACCGUCAACUCAAGCUCCCGACUCAGGCGUGAGCUCAAGAACUCUAGAACCUCCUUUGUCAAGUGCUCCUGUUGGUGAUCAACCGAAAAAUGAAAAUACUUCUGAUCCCUGUGAGACAGCUUUUGAAGAAAAUAUCCUGCAACAAACAGAUGCAAGUGGUGAGACUACACAAAACAAGAAGCCAGUAAGAGGACACUCACGUGGGGUUGAGUUGAACAAGGAAAUUGAGAGGACUGGAAAGAAGCGAGAAGUGGCGAUCCAUCCAGUCUUUGGCCGGCCAGUGACUAGACUAGAAUCUUCUGCUUUAGGGUCUUCUCUUGGCAAUAUUGCUCAUCUAUUUUUCUGGCCAAUUAAUAAGAAUCGUGACAAGGAUCGUAUACUGGAUGAGGGCAUAUUGAUGUUAGAGGUGAAACUGAACUUGGGAGACAUAAGAGAAAAUGGAGUGGAGAUGGAAAAGCUUUGGGGUCUCUUUCAGAAUGCUGUGAGAAGAAGAAGGGCAAACACAAAAAGAGAUUUCUAUACUAACAAAGCUCAUCCUAGGCAAAAUAAGCCCCCUUAUUUAAGUCAAGAAAAAUGGGAUGACUUGUGUGAUCAUUGGGGCACCGAAAAAGUUCAGGGAAUUGCUGAAGAAAACACGUCAAAUCGAGGCCAAGUGGUAAAUCUAAACACUCAAGGAAGUGUAGCCUAUGUUUGUUUGUACGAAGAGCAGAAAUCAAAAGCAGAAAACGGUGCCAUGUCCAAAAUGGAAUUCUACAAGUGGCAGGAUACCAAAGACACUAGAGAAUGGAGAACCCCAAGUAAAAAUGAGAAUUAUGAAAAGAUGCAAUUCCUUGUGGAAAGUACUCGAGACACUAAGGAUCCUAUAUCGGAAGAUGAAGCUUUUCAUAUGAUUUUAGGCUACAAAUCAGGAUACUGCCAUGGACUUGGAAUUGGCCAAUCCCCACCUAAGAAAAGAAGUCGUGCGGCCCUUGAUUAUGCACAAUUUACACAAGUAUUGAAGGAAAACGAACAGUUGUUAGCAGACAAAGAGUUACUUCAAGAAAGGUGUACAAAUCUUGAGGGUAAAGUCAUUGAAUUGGAUGAAAAGCAAACUGUGGCUGACUUACAGAUAUCAAGGUUUGAGAAGAUAGCAAAUUACAUCAAAGACAAAAAUAUCUUUGGGGACCUAGACCUCUGGUAA